This is a messenger RNA of Pectinophora gossypiella (pink bollworm), 3408 nucleotides long. Its product is annotated as palmitoyltransferase ZDHHC6-like. Gene Ontology annotation, cellular component: Golgi apparatus. Lineage: Eukaryota; Metazoa; Arthropoda; Insecta; Lepidoptera; Gelechiidae. Gene Ontology annotation, biological process: protein palmitoylation. The record is from RefSeq and is a predicted model, not a curated record. Gene Ontology annotation, molecular function: palmitoyltransferase activity; protein binding. The transcript is spliced from 9 exons. Bases 156 to 1289 code for a protein of 377 amino acids.
GGUACGGUACUAUCGGUGAUCAUCUUUUAGUGGCAUUGUAGAACGGUUAUUUAUAUUUUUUCAAUUAAAAUGUAUUGAAUGAUAAGGGCGUUUGCUUUAGUCUCGUUUUAAGUUUUACUUUGUUUAAUAAUUUCUGAAUAUUGGCACUUUGGAAAAUGGCUAGAAGCCCAUUUCGCAGAUUACUCCAUUGGGGGCCUAUCUCUGUUUUGUGUAUCAUUAAAUUGAUCACCUGGUCUAUGAUGCAUGUUCUGAGUAUGUGGUGGCCACCACAUGCAUCCACAGGCGGUGCGAUACACUCCGCUAUAUUUCUCGGCUUAGCCGCCACGACGCUGUACUAUUUCCUUCAGUCAAUGCUUGAAGGUCCUGGGUUUGUGCCUAUUGGAUGGAAACCAGACAAUGAAGAAGAUACACAAUACUUGCAAUAUUGUAGUAUUUGUAAAGGAUACAAAGCACCAAGAUCACAUCACUGUCGAAAGUGUGGGUAUUGUGUUAAGAAAAUGGACCACCACUGUCCAUGGAUCAACUGUUGUGUGGGACAUGCUAACCAUGGAUAUUUUACUAUGUUCCUGACAUCAGCUGUCUUGGGAUGCCUACAUGCUUCCAUUGUGCUGCCAAUCUGCGUGUACCACGCCCUGAACCGCGUGUGGUACGUGCACCAUGGCACGGGGCGCGAGCCACUGGUGUACUUGACUCUGACGACGUUACUGCUGACGUUACUUGCCGUCGGCAUGGCGGUCGGCGUCGUUCUGGCUGUCAGCGCACUGCUAUACUUGCAGCUUCGCGGAAUCUUGCGCAAUCAGACGACGAUAGAGGACUGGAUCGUGGAGAAGGCGGUGAGCCGGCGCGAGGAGCAGGGGCUGGCUCCGUUCGUGUUCCCGUACAACCUGGGCUGGAGGAAGAACUUCAAGUUCGUGCUGUUUGGCUCGCAGUACGACGGGCUGCGGUGGCCAGUCCGCGAGGGCUGCGGGGCAUAUGACUUGACGCGAGAACAGCUGUGCCAGAAGUCUGAGAAGCGUCUCCGGUCGCGUCUGUACACGGCUACAUCUCACUACUCCGGCCGCUGGGUGCCGAUACUGUCCCGCCCGCGCGCGGCCCUGGCGGCGCCCUGCAGCGACGAGCCGCGCCUGCCGCUACGCCCCGGUGACGUCAUACGAGCCACCAGGCAACGGAGACACUGGCUAUUCGGCGAGAAGCUCGGCGCGUCGGACGGCGAGCGCGGGCCGCGGGGCUGGUUCCCCAGCGCCGCCGCCGCGCCCACCGACGAGAUGGCCAAGACCAAGCCCGACUAGCGCCGCCGCCUCUGCCGAGGUAUCCCCGCGUUGUAUGAGCUCGUUUGCUUACACGACAACGUCAUUGAAACCACUGUAUGAACUGGUAUGAACCGCUUACGUUCAGUAACACUAUAUAACUAUGUACUUGAUCCUUUAAAUAUAGCUUGACUCAUUUGACAGCUGGACAAUACAUUUUCCUGAUAUGCCUCUUUCGCAUUAGACUGUGACCAGCCAUGAGAAAUAUCAUUUGUACCCACUUUAGAACCCUGUUGUAUUAAGAUACUUGUCAUUUAGUGAGCCAUACAGUUCAAUUUGUCAAAAAAGUUAAUGUGAUAUGGUACUAAAGCGUAUACAAAUGCUCGUUAUCGUACUAUCAUUCUGUUCUGCUCUCAAACUACUCAAGUUAUUAUGUAACGGAGUAUGAAGGUUGGGAAUAUGUAUACCAUGUUUAAAUAGUCUUCUAUAGUCAUUGUUUCGCUUGAUGCAUUUAGACUGUAUCUUCGGAAUCAAGAAGCGUAGCAUUUUAGAUGUCCUUGAGUGUCUUUUUCUUCUUCGUGCAUAAUUUGACGCUCCGAUGCAUGCUUCUGUCCGAAAACGCAGUGUUUAUCCAGUUGCCAGGAAGUAGGUAGGUAUAAUACUUAUAUAGAAUUGGGUAGUUUCCUAGGUCAAAGAUAAAAUAUGAAAUUCUGAUUACUAUAUUAUAAAGACAGAUCUAAAGGUGACAAAAAAGUUUUUUUUUUCUAUUUAACUUUUUUAUGAAUUUGAAUAAAGAAAAAUGUAAUAAUAAGUGCGACAUUUUGUCUCGAUUUUCUAUGACGUCACAGGUUGCUUUAUCAUACAAAUUCCAUAGUAAUUUCGUGUUUUGAAGUUUAGUAAAAAGUAUCUGAUUUGACUUGUUGGAAACUACCCUAUUGUUGAAACAAAGGAGUGCGCGAGAGUUGUGCUUUUGUCCGUGACUCAUACUGGAUUAUGAUUCAUGGAUCGCGUCAUUGCUGUCACGGUUAGAUUGACGGUAACAGCGUAGCACAAACUAUAUUUAAAAAAAAAAUGUAUAAGGUAAGUAUUGUAUAUUUUAUUUCUACAUAUACACGUGUCGAUUCUAACCGGCUUAUUCUAACCGAAUUUAGGUUUGAAAGUUCUAAAACUAAUGCCGCCUCUUUCUUUCUUUAAACCUUUUGCGAUAUAAUUAGAGUGGAUAAUUACGUAAAAAUAGGUACCAGAGGGGUAGUCAGGAUCCUUAUCACACACAGAUCAAAUGUUAAGCGUAAAUGAAGAACGACACUGGUUUUAGAGCUGUCAAAGCUUAAACUAAAAUUUAGUUUAAGCCUGAAUCGACACUAUUGUAUACUAAAUACUUCAACAUAUUUAUAGGUAAAGAAAAAUAUUUAUAAUAAUUGUCUUUAUAUGUAUCAGGGAGGUGUAAUAGUAGACAGGUAGGUAGUAAUCGAAUUUUAGAGGCGAACGAAUAGUAACCAGUAUAUUUAUAUACGUCAGUAAGAUGAAAAACUUUCCUAAGAUUUUAUAGUGAAUUUAAUAAAUUACUUAGAUGAAAUAAAUAAAUUUUAUAGCCAUAUUAUACUUUCAAUAGAUAGCGUAAUUUCAUCAUUUUUUUUAAAUGCGAAUAAAAAGAAUACUUGACUUGAAAUGCAAAAGGUAAUGCAAGGAAAUUUUCGAUUUAACCCAAAAGGUUAACUUUAUUUUUGUCACCUUUUUGUGACAUAAAAAUAUUUUUAAUAGUGCAAUGCAAUGUAAUGAUAAAUUCGUGCACAUUCGUGCUAUCUAAAUAAUUAAAUCUAUAGACUUAUUAAAUUGUAUCUUUAAAACAGGGUUGUAUCAAUUCCUUAUGUUGGUAGUCGAAGUUUGUUCUAAGAUACUACAGUAAGUCGAUCUCAAAUAUGAAUACAUAAAUGUAGUUAUUUGUUGUCAAUCAUUUAUUAUGGUUAAGCAUAUUGUGAAUAUUUACACGUACUUCAUGUAACGAUAACUUUCUUAUUUGCAACUAGAUAAUAAUAACCUAAUUGUGAAUAAACGUAAGCAUUUAAAUGGACUUAAUAUGUUUUAGGAUUGUUACAAGUGAUAUUGUUUAUAAAACUUUUGUACAAAUAAAAGUGUUAAUUAAUAUAUAUAUAUCGACGAA